Cyphellophora attinorum is the source of this 1050-nucleotide messenger RNA. Its product is annotated as Isoflavone-like protein. The coding region runs from base 1 to 1050 and encodes 349 amino acids. Gene Ontology annotation, molecular function: oxidoreductase activity. The transcript has 2 exons. NCBI's taxonomy places the organism in Eukaryota, Fungi, Ascomycota, Eurotiomycetes, Chaetothyriales, Cyphellophoraceae. The record is from RefSeq and is a predicted model, not a curated record.
AUGGCGGCGAAACUCAGAGUGCUAAUUCUUGGUGGCACAGGCGAGACGGGCGAAGACGUUGUCAAUGGCUUGAUCGAAGACGGCGGAUAUGAAGUCUCCGUCUUCACACGCCCAACAUCCGCUUCCGGUACCGCCGUUCAGUCUCUCCGAGACCGCGGCAUCAACAUCGUCGUCGGCGACAUCCGCGCACCCGUCCCCGAAUUAACAACCCACCUCCAAAACAUCGACAUUCUCAUCAGCGCUCUCGGCGCCAAUGCCCAGAACGAACAGUACCGCUGGGCCGACGCCGCCAAAGCCGCCAACAUCAAACGCUUCAUCCCCUGCGGCUUCAUCAGCAUCUCGCCCCGCGGCGGCAUCAUGAUGGGCCGCGACGAAAAGGAGCUCGUUCACGACCACAUUUUCCGCCUGCGCGUCCCCUUCACCAUCAUUGAUGUCGGCUACUGGCACUCCAUCUCCUUCCCCUCCCUCCCCAGUGGGCGAGGCGACUAUGCCAUGUGGAUCCCGAAAACCGAGAUCAACGGGGACGGCAACAAGCCCACCCUCCUCACUGAAAAGCGCGACAUCGGUCGCUACGUUGCCCGCAUCAUCCGCGACCCACGCACCCUCAACAAGCGUGUCGUCACCUGGUCCGACGAGAUCUCCCAGAACGACAUCUGGUCCCUUAUGGAACGCCUCUCCGGCGAGACCAUCCCUCGGGUCUACAUCGACGACAAUGAAACACUCAAACGUCGCGACGAAGCACGCGUCGCGUACGCCGAGGCCCUCAAAACCGGCGACCCGCAGAGUUGGGCGAAGCGGCUUGGGGUGAUCAGUGCGGAGUAUAACUAUGCAAAGUUUGUGAGGGGGGACAAUACGUUGGAAAAUGCAAAGUAUCUGGGGUAUUUGGAUGCGAAGGAGCUCUACCCGGAUUUCAAGCCGAUGGGGUUGGAGGAGUAUCUUGUAAGGGUGUUGGAGGGGAAGGAGAGGCGGAUUGAGGGGGAUGUUGGGGCGGUGUUUGCGAAGAGGUUCUCGGGAGAGAAUGCGCACCGAAAGGAGGAUGCUGUGCACUAA